Dicrocoelium dendriticum is the source of this 1476-nucleotide messenger RNA. The record is from the annotation of a GenBank genome assembly. Lineage: Eukaryota; Metazoa; Platyhelminthes; Trematoda; Plagiorchiida; Dicrocoeliidae.
AUGAUAAAAGAACAACCGGAGCUACCAACUUUUACUUCUAGAUCAGAUGAAUGCUUCUUCCAGGUACUUCAGAUACGUCAAGUCGGCGAUCGACAUGCGGGUACCUAUCUUUGCAAAGCCGAGGCGUUGAACCCAGAUUGGUCUUUUCAACCUGCUCGAUACGGAAAACCAGCGGAAGAGCGUGGCACCAUCGACUCUCCGGUGCUCAUACAACUGCAAGCCAUACGUGGAAUCGUCUUUGUACCACCGCGUUUAGUUCCUGGAAACCCGAUGGAAGUGGCCACAUCAUCUUUGCAAGGGCCAACUUUCGUCCGUGAAAUGAUGGACUACCGGUCGUUUGUGAAACGGGACGACACGCCUCCGUUCAUGUCUCCAGCACAUCGGUAUUACAUGAGGCCCAGAUCUAAGAAUAUGCUUGACUCGUCCCAACAGACUUACAGGAGCUCGAUUGAGAAGAUUCGUCCUGUGGCUCAUGAAGGGCACGACAUGCUUCUUGAGUGCCAAGCUCGUGGCAAACCAAGUCCAAAGCUUUUGUGGUAUCGUGGCGGGACUGGCGCAAAUAUGCUGGUUGCAUCGAAGGCAGUCACAUUUGACCAGCGUGUCAAAGAGGCCAUGCAACAUGUUCCUUUGUAUGAGGUUCAAAAACAGUUGGGAAUCCUGAUUGCAGAUGGCGAACGUCUUCUGCCCGUUUUCCAAGGUGCAAAUGACAAAUCUGAAGAGAGCGGGCAACAAGCACAGAGGGUAACAGGAACUUCACUCAUUGAUGCCAACGAUACAACCACCCGAACAUAUCAUUUAGGGCGCUACGAUUUGUCGGUGGGUGUUCGGACAGACGACACUGGCGAUCCGGUUAUCACGGUAUCCAGAUUGGGUGUGCGCAAACUAAGACCAUCGGAUGCAACUCGUUAUACGUGUCUGGCUUUGUUAAACUUGGAGGAGUAUGGUGGAAGAGGUAAUUACACAGACGUUGGGAGCGUGUUCCCGGAAAUUGUGCUUCGGCCCAGAUUCAUUAGAUCGGGGACACAUUUGCAGGCAAGUGGUUACCCUGGACACAACGCAACGCUCACAUGUGAGGCGUAUGGUGGAUUGCUAAAUUCUCAUGGACUUCGAAUACGUCUUUUACGUGGAACAGGUGUUCCAAGAUUGAUCAGACUCCUAACGGGUUCAAGACACCGCCUCUAUCCUUCCGAGAGUAUACCGUACGCACCCAGCAGGACAGAUGCAAAAGAUGACUACUCCGAUGCGAUCGUAUUCAAACCGGGUCCAUCUCUUGAACCGUACGAGAUGGGUAGUGGCCGACGUCUUGGAGACAUAACCGAUUUUCAGCCCAUUUUUGGAAACGGCACUAUCGACGUUGUAUCGCAGGUUGAUGAUCCUCGGUAUAACCUAACGGUUUCGUCAGAUCCCAGAAAUCCCUAUAUGAGCACCCUCAGGCUACACAUCUAUGGUGAGUGUGAUACUGUAUUGAUUGUCUAG